GUGCUGUAAAGAGCGAACAAGACUUUCUGACCAAUCACGUAGCAAGCAGGAAUCGUAUAGCCCAUCCCCGGAAGUGACGUCAGUCCGCCGAGGCACCAACGUUAAAACUGAAGACUUUGGCAUCCAGAGGUGCGUGCGACCAUGUGGCCCGUAUUCUGGACCGCCAUGCGGACCUACGCCCCGUACAUCACCUUCCCCGUGGCCUUGGUGGUCGGAGCGGUGGGCUACCACCUGGAGUGGGUCGUCAGAGGGACGCCCAAACCCCGCGAGGAGAAGAGCAUUGUAGAACUGCGGGAGGAGCGCACACUGCGGGAGCAAGCCGGGAUGGAUGGCACUCAGGUGCUCAGCCUCAAAGACAAACUGGAGUUCACUCCCAAAGCGGCUCUGAACAGGAACCGGCCUGAAGAGAGUUAACACCAUCUAACCAGGGAGUCCAGGGACCACUUUUAGGAAGACCGGAACACAUCCACACAGCCAUAGAUCCUCAAAGCUGGUCUUGUAAGCAACAACAGCAACCAAGAAGCAAAGUGUGUGUCAUGUUAGGUUUUGGUUUUUUUCCACACAAUACUCUAAUCAAGGAGAAACACGAAACGUGACAAAAAAAGGACUCUUAAGCUGCUGUACAGUUAAAAACAAUGAGGUAUUUGCUGGUAUGCAGUCAGUGUGGGAGGUCUGGGAGCUUAAUCUGCGUUAGUCCUAUUAUGGCGUGGAAGAACAUCAACACUUACAUUUGAGAAAGUCACAAGCUUUGCACGCUGCCUGUUUCAGCUGUUAGUCACGUGACGGCACAAGAAGAAAUAAAAUGGUUCAUUUGGAGCGGGUGGGAGUUAAUGAUUGUGGCCCCAGUCUGUAUUGACUGUUGUAAAUGGAGGACCCAGCUUUAAAGUGGAAGGAAGUGAUGGUUCCUUUAGCCUCAUGGUUAGAAGUCUGCAGUUGGAAGGGGAAGUAGCCGACACUUUUAAGCAGAACCUCUUGGCGUUUGUGAGGAGUCAAUUAUUUCAAAUAAAAGUAAAGUACCUCAGUUUUUAGUUGGUU
Molecule: messenger RNA, 1035 nt
Organism: Entelurus aequoreus (snake pipefish)
Lineage: Eukaryota; Metazoa; Chordata; Actinopteri; Syngnathiformes; Syngnathidae
Gene: smim12
Product: small integral membrane protein 12
Exons: 2
Coding region: 142-414 (90 amino acids)
Source: RefSeq, a predicted model, not a curated record